Messenger RNA from Diabrotica balteata, 3127 nucleotides. NCBI's taxonomy places the organism in Eukaryota, Metazoa, Arthropoda, Insecta, Coleoptera, Chrysomelidae. The record is from the annotation of a GenBank genome assembly.
UAAUUAUUCCAGAAACCAACAAAUAAUACCUUGUAACGGAAAUGUAGAUUUACUGAAGGAAUAUAUUAAAUCGGAAUUAGCAGAUUGUAAUUUUGAAGAACCUCUAUUAUCUGAGUCUUGUCCAGACUAUGUUAAAAUGGAGAACAACACCGUACAAGAAAGUAGUGAACCUGCCUCUAUCACUGCUGUCCAAUACGUUAAGGUUGAAAUGAAGAAAGAAUUAGAGGAAUAUGAUGUGAAACUUUGUGAAAAAACUUGUAAAGUGAAACUUGUGAAAAUGUUUGUAAAAUUUGUUGUAAGCAAUUUUCCUGUGCACGUAAUUUGAAAGGCCAUAUGAAAGUACAUACUGGUGAAAAACCUUAUAAAUGUGAAAUUUGUUCCAAGCAAUUUACUCAUGCAGAAUCAUGGGUGGACGUAGGCGCCGGCUCCACCUGCGGUUCCACAAACGUAGGUACUCCAGGAUCCAUAACAUACACUCUGUCCGUUGAAGACUACUUAUGUUUACUUAAAGAAGCCCAGGAAUCUAACCAGUCGUCUGCAAGAGUUUCUCUAGCAGGAUCACGACGAGACUCUCCUAGAAGCAGCCCCAAAUCGCCACCAAACAGCCCUGUACAGGGAACUGCUCUAAAUCUCGACUGGCAAAACUAUUAUAUAAAUACCGAAGCCAAAGAGGAAUCGGAUUCUGAGUUUUUUAACAAUUGGAGCAGUCGCCCUGAUCAACUACCGCCUAAGAAUUGGAGUUUCCGUCCACCAAAGCGAGAUCUUCUAAGUAUUCGAUAUGCCCGUGUUGGCAAUAGUAGCGUCUUUUCCCGUAAAGGCCUAUGCACCCUUUUCCUUACUAAUCUCAUCUCUCUUCUGCUGGGAACUGGCGUGGGUCUUUGGCUAAGUAAACACGGAUUUUUCGUUCCCGCCAUUAAAGUACGUUAAGAAAUCAAAUCUUGUCAGUGUUCCAAGCUGGUAGAAAAAGGAAAUAAGUUUAAGUUUUUUAUAUGGCUUUAUUUUAUAAAUUGAUCAAAAGUUUUUAUUAUAGGUAAGGUUUUUUCACACGUUUGAUAGGUAUCUUGUACACUAUGUAAUAAUGUACAUAAGUUAAGGCAGUGUACACCAGAGUUGAACAACAAGUUCGCUACACAAUAGAUGAAAUUCACCAAAGUCUUAAAUUAAUACAUUGUCAUACAGCAUUACAGGUAUUCAUGAGUGCCAUUUAAAACCGUAUGAAAGUACAAUUUUGCAGUUGUUCAGCUUUUGUAUACACAAAUGUGACAUUAUUUUAAUUUUAAUAUAUUCUUUGAUAAUUUAAACCUAGAUUAGAACCUUUUGAAGAAAAGUUUCUUGAAUCUGGUUUAACUGAUUUAUCUGACUAUAAUUUAGGUUUAUAAUUCAAAAGUUUGGUUACAGUUUCAAACAAUGCUUCUAACGCACUUAACAGGAAUGUCUAAUAAACCUCUUGAUAAAGCAUUUUAGAAACACUGUCGUAUGAUAGAUCAAGUCCACACAUAUAUUACAGAUGUAGACAGUACUAAAAUAAAUCAUAAAAGAACAAUGACACAAUAAAUAGAUCUAAAAAAUGUCGAAGGAAUAAAAGAAAAUACAACUUGGCACUGCGGCUUAGGAUUAGAACAUGUACAGGUGAUAAAGAAUGAUUGGAGGGAAAAGGAAAAUUAAGACAAAACUGACGAAACUCUGUUAAAUGAAGUUAUAGGAUUGAAAAGUGAUAUAGAAGAAAAACAUUGCAGUGAAAAAUACAUCAACAAAAACAACUCACCGAUUUUAGGGUUGAAUAAGAACACAAUAUGGAUGGAAUAGACGCACAAAUGUAGAAGUUCAUGGUCUGUUCAAGAAAAAUUUAAAUCAUAAAGACACAAACAUAAGCAAUCAACGGAAAUAUUGAUAUAAACUCCAAUAAAUAAUAUUACAGAGUCUAGAGUUUGUACAGAAAACUACAAUAAAGAAAUAUAAUACCAAAUUUGAAUAUUCGAAAUGCAUUGUGUGUUCUCAAGCAACUCUUAGAAUGAAAGAUAUCAACAUUAAUUUUUUAUUAUUACAAAACGCCAGAUCUAUCAUACUGUUAUAAAUCAAAAGUAACUUUCACCACUUUUGGAUUCUUUUUGUUUUAUCAGUAGCUUGUGAACGCUGCCUUGUGAAUGAGACUGGGAUUUUCUGCUAUCUAGUAGUAGUGGGUAAUGAAUUACCAAUUUAAAUCUCCUUAUUUUAUAUCUUAGAAGAAACUAAAUUUUCGUAUUUAUCUAUUGUUAUUUCUCUUAGAAUAUUAUUAAUUUAUAUUACUAACGUUAGUCGUGGAAAGAGACAUUUUGGUUUAUUUUGGAAAUUCAAUCAUUGUUCCUUAAAUUAAACUUAAUAUAUGAUGCAAAAGCAAUCCAAAAAAUUGUUAGAUUAUUCGAAAGCAAUGCAUGCCUCGAAAACUUAACAUUUUGUCGUUUUCUGUUUCGUAGGUUACCAAUUAUGCCCUGUUUUGGAUACUACAUCUACCUAUCAUUCAAGUAAUACCUUUGAAGCAAGCCAAGUACUUUAUGUUAUGAAAUUUAAACAAAUUCCACUGAUUGCCUUGUAGUUUAACUCAGUCAUGCAUAUUAAACAUUUCACAAAUGUUUUCUACGAAUUAGAUUUGUGUAUAUAAUUUUCAGAGGCAUACUAAUUUAACAAUUCUUCAUACUUACUGUGUUAAAAAAUAUUUCUCCAAACCAGAUUCACACAUUAGUGGUUUUCUCGAAUGUUCUGUACAUCAAGAGUUUCCCAACUCUUAUAAUCUUUUCAAAUAUUGCUUCAGUGUCAAACAGAUCUAACAAUACCUGCAAAAUUUAAAUUCAGAAUGGUUUUUAUAUCAUUAUCAUUAAGAUUAAGUAAAACACCAGUGCCAGUAAAUAAUGAUUGAAUAUCCAACCAUGUCAAUAUACAUCAGUGUCAAUGUAAAAUGUAUGUGGCUGCUAGAUGUCAUAAAAUUAUAUAUCUGUUAAUGUCAUUGUUUUCUACCAGUUUCUGUUGUGUUUGUGUUCCAGCUGUAGCUGGAAUUAUAUAGAACUUUUGAAAAUUUAUCUUUAGAUUACCUUUAGUAUUACUUAAGGAUAACUGUGUUUUCAAGUAAUCACAAAUACAUUUUUUAAGCAGG